Molecule: messenger RNA, 549 nt
Organism: Macrosiphum euphorbiae (potato aphid)
Lineage: Eukaryota; Metazoa; Arthropoda; Insecta; Hemiptera; Aphididae
Source: the annotation of a GenBank genome assembly
AUGUCGGGACGAGAUCACAGUAUUGCCAGUAUUUCCUCGUGCCCUCUCAAGCAAUUGGCGUCGUCGAUAGAAUACGAGUGGUCCUCGAGCGAACACUUAAGCAGGCACGUUGGGUGGGUCACGUUCUGUGGUGGCUCUGAAAAGAGCCGUUUCUCAUUUCCAUGCCACUGGUGGCAAUACCGGUCGUCGAUAUGGAUUUAUACGCCACUAGUGGAAAUUCCGGCCAGAUACGGACGUCGGCAGUCGACGAUACGGAUUUAUAUGUCACUGAUGGCUACCAGAAUGGUUGAGUUCCAGGAUAAGUCUUCAGCCGAAAUCUUGUUUUCUGCGGUACUCGCCUCGUGGUGGCUCCAAGACUCUAAGUUUUCUGUUGAUGUGUGUGUGUUGUUAGAGUUGAAGAUGGAGUGCUUGCUUUUAUUAAAUGAACCUUUAUUUAUACUAAAUGGAUCUAUCUGUACGCGUGCUGCGAUUGGUGCAUUACACCCGUGUAAAUGUGUAAUGCACGGGAACAUCACAUAUUAUUAUACUUCAAUGUGUUUCAUGUGUUAA